AUGCCAGCAGAGAUGCGGCGUACACUGCACUUGAAGGGUCUGAUCCCUGCCAGUAUCGAAGACUUUGCCAAGCAGGAGGCUCGCGCGUACGAGCAGCUCCAGUCCAAGGGCACGAAUCUAGACAAGUACAUCUUCCUGGCAAAUCUGCGCUCGAUUAAUAUCAACCUGUUCUAUCGCCUGGUACUGAGCCACCUGCGUGAGGUAGCGCCGCUGAUCUACACGCCGACCGUAGGCGAGGCGUGCAUCAAGUACUCGCAUAUCUACCCGUUCCUGUACCCGUGUAAGGAAUCGGUUGGCCUGUUUAUCACCAUCCAUGAUGUCGAGUCUAUCGACGAGGUGCUGAGCAACUACAAGGAGACGAUUUCGCAGGAGCUUGUACCCGAGAUCUCGGUUAUCACUGACGGCUCGCGCAUCCUGGGUCUGGGCGAUCUGGGUAUCAAUGGGAUGGGGAUUCCCAUUGGUAAACUGCAGCUAUAUGUUGCUGCAGCUGGUCUCAACCCGGGUCGCUGUCUGCCCAUUAUUCUGGACUUUGGUACCGACACCAAGGACGCCGCCCCUGAUGACAAGACAUUUUACGAGGCGACAGAGAAGGUUAUCACUGCGCUGCACAAGGCGUUCCCAAACAUGCUAAUCCAGUUCGAAGACUUUAGCACGGACCAUGCAUUUGAGUUGCUUGAGGGGUGGCGCAACAAGAUCCUGUGCUUCAACGACGAUAUCCAGGGUACCGGCUGUGUCAUCCUGGCCGGAUUUAUAAAUGCUGUCAAAAACGCUGGAAUCUCGCCAAAGAACCAGCGCAUCCUCUGGAUUGAAUACUUCAUUUACGAACACCAGGUUCCUGAGGAGCAGGCCAAGGCCAUGUUCUGGUUUGUCGACUCGCGUGGCAUGAUCACGGCCAACCGCGGCGACAAGCUGGCUGAUCACAAGGUGUACUUUGCCCGCCACGACAACGGUGAUGUGCAGUGCAAGGAUCUUGAGGAGGCUAUUGAGUACAUUAAGCCAACAGCACUCAUCGGUCUGUCGACCAUCUAUAAGAUACGAACCGCCCGAUCAUUUUCCCGCUGUCAAACCCUGCAGAUCAAGGCUGAAUGUUCGUUUGAGGAGGCCAUGAUCUACACCAACAAUCGUGUGUUGUUUGCAUCUGGCACCGCAUUCCCGACGUACACUGUGCCUGAGACCGGUAUUCGCCAUGUUCCUGGCCAGGGCAACAACAUCCAGCCCAAGUGCAUCACCGACACCAUGAUUUUUGCUGUUGCCAAGGCGCUGGCCAACUCAUUGACCGACGAGGAGCGUGCUCGUGGCGAGCUGUACCCGCGCAUCGAGCGUAUACGGGAUGUGUCGGCUGAGCUUGCAUCGGCGUUCAUCACGCAGGCUGUCAGGGAGGAUCAGGUGCGCGAGAAGUACUGGCAUAAGGUGGCUAGUAUAGCUUGUGGCGAGGCCAAGGACGUUAUUCCUGAUGGCAAGUACCCAGAAAAGAUGCUGGAGGAGGUCAAGGUCCUGAUGUGGUCCCCAGCUGCCAGUGUCGAGCAGUACAUCUGCGAUGCCAUGGCUAGCCUGAAGUGAUAAAAUAUUUGUGGACAGAUCGUUUUUCCUUACACUCUUCAUCAUCUAUAUUAUCGAC
Messenger RNA from Linderina pennispora, 1618 nucleotides. RefSeq names its product Aminoacid dehydrogenase-like protein. Bases 1 to 1560 code for a protein of 519 amino acids. Gene Ontology annotation, molecular function: malate dehydrogenase (decarboxylating) (NAD+) activity; NAD binding. Gene Ontology annotation, cellular component: mitochondrion. Gene Ontology annotation, biological process: malate metabolic process; pyruvate metabolic process. NCBI's taxonomy places the organism in Eukaryota, Fungi, Kickxellomycota, Kickxellomycetes, Kickxellales, Kickxellaceae. The transcript is spliced from 6 exons. The record is from RefSeq and is a predicted model, not a curated record.